CUUUAUAUGGAGUGAAAUUCCACCUCAGAACGAGAAAGAGAAACAGAAAGGCAGUAGGUACCGAGUCAACUCGGCAAUGUUUCAACCUAACAACCAGCUUUCCAUUCAUGCAAACUCGUUACCAAUGCAAGAACCAGCAGCAUUGAUGCAAGUGGAUCCAAAUGCAAAUAGUGUAGUAGAAGUAAAGGACGAUGCACAAAAUGGAGGCUUUUCGCAGGCAGAAUCAAUCAUCCACUACUCUAAGAGACUGCAAGACGAUCUUCAUAUGAUUGGAAUGAAAAUUAAACAGCAUGAGGACAACAUAAAAUUUCUGAAGUCCCAGAAGAACAAACUAGACGACUCUAUUCUUGAUUUGCAAGUUGCUUUGGGCAAGUACCAUUCCUCCAGCGCAACUACGAUUGAGAAUGAGGACCCUUCCCACCGUCAAAGUGAGGAAGAAAUACACGAACAGAUUACACAGCAAGAAAAAUCUGCUGCAGGCAUUUUAUGCCAGCUUAAAGCUCGUCAUAGUUCUCAGGCUUCUCAUCUCACGUUGGCCAAGGAUGUGCUGGGUAUUGUUGCCACACUUGGCAAAGUUGGUGAUGAUAAUCUUAGUAGACUUUUCUCAGAGUACUUAGGAAUGGAGAAUAUGUUGGCAAUUGUCUGCAAGACUUAUGAAGGUGUCAAAGCUCUCGAAAUAUAUGACAAAGAGGGCUGCAUAAAUAAGGGUUCUGGUCUUCAUGGGCUUGGUGCUUCUAUCGGAAGGGCUUUGGAAGGAAGAUUUAUUGUCGUUUGUCUUGAAAAUUUAAGACCAUAUGCUGGUGACUUUGUACCUGAUGACCCUCAAAGGAGACUUGAUCUUUUAAAGCCAAGAUUAGCUAACGGAGAGUGUCCCCCUGGCUUUCUUGGCUUUGCUGUAAAUAUGAUUAAUGUGGACACUACAAAUUUAUUUUGUGUCACAUCCAGUGGGCACGGCCUUAGAGAGACUCUGUUUUACUUUCUUUUCUCUCGCUUACAAGUGUAUAAAACAAGGGCGGAAAUGCUAAACGCACUGCCGUGUAUAAGCGAUGGAGCCCUUUCUUUAGACGGAGGAAUGAUUAGGGCUACUGGUGUCUUCUCCCUUGGACUUCGGCAAGACGUUGAUGUGAGAUUUCCCAAAGCAUCACUGGCCUCGAGCCUUCCUGAAACCUAUAAGAAGCAAAUCCAGGAGUUGAAAUGGAAGAAAGAAAAGAUGAUGGAAGAUAUCAAGAGAGAACGAGCAUUACUGGACAAUGCAAAGUUCAAAUUUGAUAGGAAGAAGCAAGAGUUUCUCAAGUUCCUUGCAGAAAGUUCAUCAUAUGCAUCUCAGCACCAAAUGCAUGCGGCGCAAGGUAGAGUGACCCCAAGAUCAAAUGUGGCAUAAACAACAAUCUUGGAAGUUUAGGAGGAUUUUUUUUUCUUUUUUUUUUCCCCCUUUCUUUUCUUGUUCAAGCAGAAAACUGUAUGAAAGGGUGAUUGGAGAGGAUUGGAUUAGAAGCUAUUCAUUUUUCUGAGUGAAGUGAGACUGAGAGGAUAUUUUAACGCUUCUUCAUGUUUAGCUUCUGCAGAAAGCGGAUGGCGACCCUUUAAAAACUGCAAUGCUUGUGGAUGAAUUCUACUGUAUAUCCUUCCACCGGAAAGAAGAUUGAUUUUCUACUUA
Molecule: messenger RNA, 1657 nt
Organism: Morus notabilis
Lineage: Eukaryota; Viridiplantae; Streptophyta; Magnoliopsida; Rosales; Moraceae
Product: protein DEFECTIVE IN MERISTEM SILENCING 3
Exons: 8
Coding region: 77-1381 (434 amino acids)
Source: RefSeq, a predicted model, not a curated record